UACAUAAAUUUCUUUUGCUUCUCUAGCAACCAGAAAGAAUCUUUUGCUUCUCCAGCAACAGAAAGAAUUCUGCUCGAAAAAUAAAUUGGUAAUCACAACAAAAAGAAAAGAAAAAGUGUUACAGAUCCUCCUCUUCGAAGAUGACUGGUACGGUGAAGGAUAUCGUUUCAAAGGCAGAGCUUGAUAACUUGCGCCAGAGCGGCGCACCAAUCGUGCUUCACUUCUGGGCUUCUUGGUGUGACGCUUCGAAGCAGAUGGAUCAAGUUUUCUCUCAUCUCGCUACUGAUUUCCCUCGUGCUCACUUCUUUAGGGUAGAAGCUGAGGAACAUCCGGAGAUAUCUGAGGCUUACUCUGUUGCUGCUGUGCCUUAUUUCGUCUUCUUCAAGGAUGGCAAAACUGUGGAUACACUUGAGGGUGCAGAUCCAUCAAGUUUAGCUAAUAAGGUAGGCAAAGUUGCUGGUUCUAGUACCUCUGCAGAGCCUGCUGCUCCUGCAAGCUUAGGGUUGGCUGCAGGGCCAACGAUUCUUGAAACUGUGAAAGAGAAUGCCAAAGCUUCUGUACAAGACCGAGCUCCUGUAUCUACCGCUGAUGGUCUCAAGAGCCGUUUCGAAAAACUCACUAAUUCUCAGCCUGUCAUGUUAUUCAUGAAAGGUACUCCUGAUGAGCCUAGGUGUGGGUUUAGCAGGAAAGUAGUUGACAUUUUGAAAGAAGAGAAGGUUGAUUUUGGAAGUUUUGACAUACUAUCGGACAACGAAGUGCGAGAGGGUUUGAAGAAAUUCUCUAACUGGCCAACGUUUCCUCAGCUGUACUGCAACGGAGAGCUUCUUGGUGGAGCUGAUAUCGCAAUAGCGAUGCACGAGAGCGGUGAACUAAAAGAUGCUUUCAAAGAUCUUGGGAUCAAUACAAUUGGUUCAAAAGAAAGUCAGGAUGAAGCUGGAAAAGGAGGAGGGGUAAGUUCAGGCAACACUGGCUUAAGCGAGACCCUCCGAGCUCGGCUUGAAGGUCUGGUCAAUUCGAAACCAGUUAUGCUGUUCAUGAAAGGAAAACCGGAAGAACCAAAGUGUGGGUUUAGUGGGAAAGUGGUUGAAAUUCUCAACCAAGAAAAAAUCGAGUUUGGGAGUUUCGAUAUACUCUUAGAUGAUGAAGUUCGUCAAGGGCUUAAAGUGUAUUCAAACUGGUCGAGCUAUCCUCAGCUUUAUGUCAAAGGCGAGCUUAUGGGUGGAUCAGACAUUGUCUUGGAGAUGCAAAAGAGCGGUGAGCUGAAAAAGGUUUUGUCUGAGAAAGGAAUCACAGGAAAACAGAGUCUUGAAGAUAGAUUGAAGGCGUUGAUCAACUCCUCGGAAGUAAUGCUUUUCAUGAAAGGUUCACCAGAUGAACCGAAAUGUGGAUUUAGCUCCAAAGUUGUGAAAGCACUGAGAGGAGAAAACGUGAAUUUCGGAUCGUUUGAUAUCUUGACCGAUGAAGAAGUAAGGCAAGGGAUUAAGAAUUUCUCAAACUGGCCAACGUUUCCUCAGCUUUACUACAAAGGUGAGUUAAUUGGAGGAUGUGAUAUCAUUAUGGAGCUAAGUGAGAGUGGUGAUCUCAAAGCAACUCUAUCUGAGUAAGUAAUAUAGUCUCUCUGCGGUUUUGCCUUGGUGAGAGAGAACAUUAGUGUUACAAACAUUGAGAUUGUUGCUACUCAAGCUUUGUCUUGUUAUUUCUAUGGCUGAAUCUAUUAGAUUCAUGACUAUUUUUCUCCCUUGUAUCAUCAACAUAAUCUUUAUUUAUGGGUUAUCUUGAACACAUUUGCUUU
This is a messenger RNA of Arabidopsis lyrata subsp. lyrata, 1792 nucleotides long. Its product is annotated as monothiol glutaredoxin-S17. The transcript is spliced from 3 exons. The coding region runs from base 141 to 1604 and encodes 487 amino acids. The record is from RefSeq and is a predicted model, not a curated record. Lineage: Eukaryota; Viridiplantae; Streptophyta; Magnoliopsida; Brassicales; Brassicaceae.